AUGGAUCCAACCGACACAAUCAUUCAGUUGGUAGUCCCGAGCUGUGCUGGGGAGACCGUACGUCUCAACGUUCACCGUGGUGUUCUCUGCAAGAGCUCGGGCUUUCUUCAGAACGCGAUAAAGCCGGAGUGGACGACUCAAGAAGAGAACGUCGUCACUCUUCCGGAGGAUUCCGCGAACACGGUCAUCGACUACAUCAAGUGGCUAUACUACGACAAGAUAGCAAUCAAACUUUACGAAACUGGAAACGACAAGCUUGAAAAAAAGGCCGAAGAAGCGGAGAAAGUGUUCUGUCUACUCGCCGAAGCAUACAUCUUCGGGGAGAAGAUCAUCGACACCGAGUACAAGAAUGCAGUAGUGAAGGCCAUAUUCGACGCCCAAAGGAGUUCGCGCUGGAGUAUGGGACCAGAGAGUGUCAGCAUCGUCUACGAAGGCACACCUUCAGGAUCUCCUGUUCGGCGCAUAAUUGCUGACAGAUUUGCGUACUCAGCCUACGAUGACUCAAAAGACGGAUAUGGCUGGAUGCAGUUUAUCGACGGAUAUCCGCGGGAGGCUUUGGCUGAUGCAAUGAAGUUAUUACUCUGUCUUCGUAAAUCGGACGGCAGACCUGAACCUGGCGUCGAAUCGUACCUUGAGUAA
Messenger RNA from Alternaria arbusti, 639 nucleotides. RefSeq lists its product as uncharacterized. Gene Ontology annotation, molecular function: protein binding. The record is from RefSeq and is a predicted model, not a curated record. The transcript is spliced from 2 exons. NCBI's taxonomy places the organism in Eukaryota, Fungi, Ascomycota, Dothideomycetes, Pleosporales, Pleosporaceae. Bases 1 to 639 code for a protein of 212 amino acids.